AUGGCUCAAUGUAGAAGAAAUGAAGUAACUUGUGGAAAAAACUGCCCUUGCGAAGAGAACUGCCCGUUUGGAUGCCCCUGUCAAGGCUGGUGCGAGGAAAAGCUCCCUUCCGGGGUCCAGCAAGAUAUUCCUCUGGAAAAAUUAAGAAAUCUUGGCUACGAGCCGUACUAUCAAGAGCUCUUCGGAGUCAGCCCAACAGAUGAAGAUAUGGAUCCGGAAAUGGGUGGGGAUUACCUGUUCAUUGGUUGUAAAGAAAGGAACUCCGAUUCGUUCAACGCUGGAAUUUUUGGAGCCAAGAAAUUUUUACUCGAGCUACAGGAGUUUGAAAACAGUCCUUCUAUGAUUUCCAAGGCGACAGAACACAACGGAUUUUACUACUACAACACGAACUCGCUGAGCUACUGUGGUCCAAACAAAAUCUUCGGCUUCUCGCCGAUCGAGAACAUUUAUCCGUUCUGCGCCGACUACUACGACUGCAAGUACCAAGUCGGCAAGGUGGACGUUUGCGAGGAGCACGAGUGGGACAACACGAGAAUGAGCGUUUUCAAAAAUGACCGGAACUGGGCGGGCUGGCGCUGCGGACGAUUCACGGAAUAUGAUGGCUACGUAAAUCAACUGUCCUGGCUUUGGGAAAAUUUCGAAUUGCAAUUCUGGACUUUGAAACAAUAA
This is a messenger RNA of Oikopleura dioica, 669 nucleotides long. The record is from the annotation of a GenBank genome assembly. NCBI's taxonomy places the organism in Eukaryota, Metazoa, Chordata, Appendicularia, Copelata, Oikopleuridae.